Molecule: messenger RNA, 984 nt
Organism: Populus trichocarpa (black cottonwood)
Lineage: Eukaryota; Viridiplantae; Streptophyta; Magnoliopsida; Malpighiales; Salicaceae
Product: E3 ubiquitin-protein ligase SIRP1
Exons: 1
Coding region: 114-800 (228 amino acids)
Biological process (GO): protein ubiquitination
Cellular component (GO): cytoplasm
Molecular function (GO): ubiquitin protein ligase activity; zinc ion binding
Source: RefSeq, a predicted model, not a curated record
ACACUGUGAACCAUGCCCUCUUGAUUUGUAAUAGGCCGCUAGAGAAUCUCCAUCAUUGUUUCUUGUUUUCUCACAAACCCUACCAGCUUUGCUUUUGCUCUCUGAACUAAACCAUGGCUAUUUGGAUCAAAUACAGUUCUUGUGUAAACUUUAAACCACAAGAAAAUCAUCAAGAAUCACAACGACACAUGAUCAUUGGCCAGCCCCUGCACGAGGAAGAUUCGAUGUUGCGUGUUUUAUUCUCGCUGUAUAAGUUUUACUUCCUUGGUAACUUAACUGGUGGAUCGAUGUUCACAACAAGACCGGUGAAAAUCAACAGCAAAGAGACUUGCAUCCCUAUCACCAGUUCAUUGGUUGAUGAUCAUGAUCAAGAAUUUAAAGAGAUCUUGACAGUGAUGGGAGUCCCUGGAAGGAAGCAAUCGAAGAUACUAAGAAAGAUGGCAUCGCUUGCCCGUAGCAAGGGUACUUUUAGUGGCGUCUUCAUGGAGGUUGAAUUAUUGGUGGGGACCUAUCAGGAAAUUACAGAAGCUGAUAUUGCUAGAGCUGAGAGGGGGUCAAUGGAUAUUGAAGCUGGACAAAUCCCGGCCACCAAGUCCUCUAUUGAUGCAUUGGAAAGAGUGGUUUUCGACGGUUCAUCGUCAACGAGAGACUGUACUGUUUGUAUGGAAGGAAUUGAAGCAGGGAGUGAAGCAACUCGGAUGCCGUGCUCGCAUGUUUAUCAUUCAGAUUGCAUUGUUCAGUGGUUGCGGACUAGUUACUCGUGUCCUCUUUGCCGCUAUCAUAUGCCCGGUGAGUUAUGAUCUUCAUCAACACCAGCUAGCUUUCCUUUAUGCGUUUUUGUUUUUAGGUAACUUUAAAGGUUAUGAAGUAUCACGGUUGGAAUUUCGAUUACAGAACAAUGGAACUAGCUAGGUGCAAUACCAAAGCAGGUUCUCCAUUUACUUGAUGAACAUAUCAUUCACAUCAAUUUAAUUUCCAAUUUGA